AUGCAUUUCCCAAGAAUUUACGCAGCUCUGCUGUCUGCCUUCGUUGGCACUGCGCUAAGCUAUGAUGCAGACUUCACAGUGUAUCCAAAUCCCGACUGCAGCAAUGGCGGCGGUACAACCAUUAUAGGCAGUGUAGGAGCCGAAGAUCAAUUCUGGCCAGACCAGCGCAGUGUUCGAGUCAACUCAAUUCGCAACGGAAAGCACGUCGCCCUUUAUUUAGGCGGUUCUCAAAGUGGCGCUGUAACGAGGCUCUACGAUCCAGAUGGUUGCAUCAACGGAGACUGGCUGAGCUAUGGAAUUUAUAAUGGCGGACCAUGA
Trichoderma atroviride IMI 206040 is the source of this 318-nucleotide messenger RNA. RefSeq lists its product as uncharacterized. The record is from RefSeq and is a predicted model, not a curated record. Lineage: Eukaryota; Fungi; Ascomycota; Sordariomycetes; Hypocreales; Hypocreaceae.